AUGCCGGGGGAGAAGAAGAUGUUGAAGAAAUUGCACGUGGCGGCGACGCGCGCGACGCGAGCGCGACGGGACGGGUUCGACGCCAACGAUGCGAGGCGAGAGAUGGAGCGCGUCGUUCGCGAGGGUAAAUCAUUGACGAUCGUGUGUAGUAAACGCGCGUGCGUGGCGAGAGGUCAAGGGAGAGUGAUACGCGCGUUGGCGGCGGCGCUCGGGACGACGUUCCGACCGACGCGAGCGGGCAAACGCGCGGCUUUUGUCAUCGAACGCGUCGAUGGGACGAGCGAUGUUCCGCCGGUGGUGAGCGAGGAGCUUUUGAAAUCGCUAUGUGCGGAGCCGAUGACGCGAGACGAGUAUUUGAUGAGCGACGAACGCAGAGCGCGUUUAGAGAAGCGCGCGGAAGCGUCGCGCAGAGCGAACAAAGGCAAAAAGAAGAAAGAUCGCGGGCGACGAUGGAACCGUAAAAGUGACGAGGAAGACACAACGCGCGAUAUCGUAGAAUUUACUCGCGCGACGGAGGACGAGGCGACGUUCGAUGAGGACGCCGCGAGGCGCGCGCCGUCGCCUUUAUCGGGAGCGUUCGCCGCGUUCGAGGCGCACACGCGCGGCAUCGGCAGUCGCUUGCUCACCGCGAUGGGGUUCACGCGAGGUUCGGGUUUAGGUCGAGAUAAUCAAGGCAUCGCCGAGGCACCGCGCGCGGAGUCGAGAGCGAAGCGCGCCGGUCUCGGCGCCGAGUGA
Messenger RNA from Ostreococcus lucimarinus CCE9901, 735 nucleotides. RefSeq lists its product with no specific name. The transcript has a single exon. NCBI's taxonomy places the organism in Eukaryota, Viridiplantae, Chlorophyta, Mamiellophyceae, Mamiellales, Bathycoccaceae. Gene Ontology annotation, molecular function: nucleic acid binding. The record is from RefSeq and is a predicted model, not a curated record. Bases 1 to 735 code for a protein of 244 amino acids.